GGUGCUGCUAGACGGAGGCGGCAGCAGGUCACGACGUGGGGCGGCCAGCGAUGAAGCCGCCUAGUUCAUUGCAAACAAGUGAGUUUGACUCAUCAGAUGAAGAGCCUAUUGAAGAUGAACAGACUCCAAUUCAGAUAUCAUGGCUACCCCUGUCACGAGUGAAUUGUUCUCAGUUUCUUGGUUUGUGUGCUCUUCCAGGUUGUAAAUUUAAAAAUGUUAGAAGAAAUAUCCAAAAAGAUACAGAAGAACUAAAGAGCUAUGGUAUACAAGACAUAUUUGUUUUCUGCACCAGAGGGGAACUGUCAAAAUACAGAGUCCCAAACCUUUUGGACCUCUACCAUCAGUAUGGAAUUAUCACUCAUCAUCAUCCAAUCCCAGAUGGAGGGACUCCUAACAUAGCCAGCUGCUGUGAAAUAAUGGAGGAGCUCACAAUCUGCCUUAAGAAUAACCGGAAAACCUUAAUACACUGUUAUGGAGGACUUGGAAGAUCUUGUCUUGUAGCCGCUUGUCUCCUACUAUACCUGUCUGACACAGUUUCACCAGAGCAAGCCAUAGACAGCCUGAGAGACCUAAGAGGAUCUGGGGCAAUACAGACUAUAAAGCAAUAUAAUUAUCUUCAUGAGUUUCGGGACAAACUAGCCGCACAUCUAUCAUCAAGAGAUUCAUUAUCAAGAUCUGUAUCUAGAUAAAAAAGAAUUUCAAAUAACAUAUAUAUGACCAUGUCUGAAAUUUAAGAGCUAUUUAACAUAAUUUGUAUUGAAACAAAAUUUACUAGUGUUAUCAACUUGAAUGUAAAUGUGUACGUGCAAAUAUUCCUAAAGCUUUUAUUGACAAAUUUCAGUUGUAUCUCUUAUCUCUUCUAGAAGAUCGAAAAACUGCUAUAUAAUUUUUGAAAUGUACUGUCUCCUCUGGUAUGUUUUACUUAGAAAUAGUGCUGAAGUGAGCAUAUGGAAAAAUGUUUCACUGCAUAUUUUUAUUAUUUACCACACUUUUACCUCAUUUUAUGAUUUGUAACUACCAGGUGGAAUGCAACAUAGUAAUAAAUGUAAAAAUGGGUAUGAGUACAAACUAA
Molecule: messenger RNA, 1072 nt
Organism: Lynx canadensis (Canada lynx)
Lineage: Eukaryota; Metazoa; Chordata; Mammalia; Carnivora; Felidae
Gene: CDKN3
Product: cyclin dependent kinase inhibitor 3
Exons: 8
Coding region: 51-689 (212 amino acids)
Biological process (GO): protein dephosphorylation
Cellular component (GO): nucleus
Molecular function (GO): protein tyrosine phosphatase activity
Source: RefSeq, a predicted model, not a curated record